Penicillium waksmanii is the source of this 249-nucleotide messenger RNA. RefSeq lists its product as uncharacterized. The transcript has 2 exons. Lineage: Eukaryota; Fungi; Ascomycota; Eurotiomycetes; Eurotiales; Aspergillaceae. Bases 1 to 249 code for a protein of 82 amino acids. The record is from RefSeq and is a predicted model, not a curated record.
AUGGAAACCGGCGCACAGAAAUUAGAACAGCCCUGGAAGUCUGUUAGUGACAGCUUCAGUCAAAAGAGGGUUAGCGACAAGGAUAUCUUCUAUGGUGCCGCUAUUGGCGAAAAGAUGUCAGUACCGGGUUCUGCCGGGGAGGUUAACGUGACAAUCCUGUAUGAUACAGGUGAUUAUGACAAUGAGAAUACGAAGUGUCUCCGCCAUGAUUUGCCCGCUCAAGAGGCGCCUAAUACGAGCCGAAAGUGA